ACGUUUGUGCUUCUGCACCUACCGGAAGCGGCAAGACAUUAGCCUAUGUCGUCCCAAUAGUCGAGAUACUAUCUUCUAGGGUUGUUACUCGUCUGCGGGCUCUCGUCAUUCUACCAACUCGCGAUUUGGUGCAACAAGUAAGAGAGACUUUUGAAGCGUGUUGCAAAGGCACAAAGCUUCAGGUUGUCGACGAAGCAGAUCGCCUUUUGACAACCUCGUUCCAGGAGUGGCUGAAGCAAGUGCUUACUGCUCUACGACCGCCUCCACAGCCAGUCUCAUUCACUCCAAAUGGCAGCAAAACGAAUUCUCUGUUUGAUGCUUUGCCUAUUCCUGACGGAAUAGCACCGUCCUGGAUGCCUGCGUUUGGAUCCGAGAUUGACGAAGAGGCGCACUCUUCGUGCCAAAAGCUUCUCUUCUCCGCAACAUUAACCAGAGAUCCAGCCAAAAUUGCAGAGCUCCAGCUUAGAAAACCAAAAUACUUCAUUGUGCGUGAAAGGAUAGGUCAGAAUACAGGGACUGGCAUGGACGUGGAUUUGGACGUUGGAAUAUAUGAGGAAAGCUUCGAGACUCCGGCGACUCUACGGAAAAAUGUUAGCAAUGCGCUAGUAUUUACCAAAUCUACAGAAUCUACAUCAAGACUAAUGCGCUUGUUGGAAUACUUUGAACGAGAACGGUCCAGAGGUUCUACUGAUGGAAGCGAAGCAAAAGCCCCGCUCAAAGCAGAAGCAUUUUCCAGUGACUUGCCACCUGCACAGAGGAAGAGUAUUCUGGAACGAUUCAAGCGAAAGGAAAUAGAUAUGUGA
Messenger RNA from Acaulospora colombiana, 803 nucleotides. The record is from the annotation of a GenBank genome assembly. Lineage: Eukaryota; Fungi; Glomeromycota; Glomeromycetes; Diversisporales; Acaulosporaceae.